AUACGACUUGUGAAGGUUUCCCACCUGCUCCUUCUGGAUAUUCCUAAAAUAAAAUAAUAAUAAAAAAAAACAAUCAAUUGACCGCUUAUUUUUGAAAUUCCGUGUUCGCGCGCGCUUUUAUUUAGCACCAGCGGAGCCGGUUUGAAUUAGCUACACACACACACACACACACACACAUACACACACACAUACAUACAUACAUAUAUAUACACACACACAGCCGCAGCUGGAGCGAGCGAAUAAGUGAGUAAGUACAGUGUCAGUGAGUCAGUCACUGUGUGGAAAAUGGCCGACGCGUUCGGACUGCAGACGGAAGAAGACCCCGCUGCCGCGUUCCUCGCGCAGCAACAGCACGAGAUCGCCGGCAUCGAGAACGACGAGGACAACUUCGGCUUCGAGUUCACGGCGCGCGACCAACAAGAAUCCCAACCGUCGCAUCCGAGUCCGAACUCUUUCCAAGAUGAGUUCGGAGGAGCAACUAUGAAUGGAGAACUGUUUCAGGAGUCCAACGAUGUAGCAGAUGGUUAUGCGGCCAUCUCCCAGGCCGACGUGCAGCGGCAGGAGCCCGAAAGUUUACGCAAGUGGAGAGAGGAACAGAAGGAACGGCUGGAACAGUUAGAUACAGCGUCCAAGGCAGCAGAAGCUGAGUUAAGGCAGAAGGCAAAGAAGGAGCUGGAGGACUGGCACACUCACCAGCAGGAGCAAAUGGAGAAGAAUAAAGUCAACAACAGGAUCGCUGAUAAGGCUUUCUACAGACAGCCCAACUCUGAUGUGAUGGGCCUUGUAGCGUCAGAGGACGCCUUCCUGAAGGAGUGUGACGACGACAGCCCUGGCACCGAGUGGGAGAAAGUGGCCCGGCUAUGCGAUUUCAACCCUAAGACGAGCCGCCAGACCAAGGACGUGUCCCGAAUGCGCUCCGUCCUCAUUUCCCUGAAACAGACGCCGCUGGCUCGCUAAGGCAUCUCACUCCGCCUCACAUCUCGCCUUCGCUCCAUCUCCCUGUCUUUCUCGCACUUUAUUUUAGCACACUAAAAAUUUGGGUAUUCUUUCUUUCUGUCUGUCAUUUAAGGUGUAUGGUGAAUUGAAUCUUUUUUAUUAUUUUUUUAAAUCCUGUUACAAAUCAUCUGUAUGAAUUGACAGAAAAGAAUUAAUUUUUUUGCUGUUUUUAUGCAAGAAAAGGAGCCUCUCGAGUAGGCUAGUUGAGGACUGAGCGCAGGAGUGUGACCCUCACACCACCUCAGAGCAAAAUUAAAAACUGACACGAUACUCUGGGUGGACAAAACGGCAGAAAUGAUACUGCCAUUGUACUUGUUACAUAUCACAAUUCUGAAGGAAGCUAAAAAGAAACUGUAAAAGAAGCAGUACAACCACCUCUACAGUCAGAUGUUCGUGUUUACCAAAAUAAACAAUUUUAUAAGGAACAGAAAGCAAAAUUUUAUGCAGUUUUAAUUUGAUUUGCUAUAUUUAGACCCUAUUUAUUAUCAGGCUUACUGUAAUGCAGUACUUCCCAGAUUGGUCCUCAGAGACAUCCAGAUGUUCCACUUUUAAACACUUAAAAUACCACACAAUGGUGGCUGUUGAUGAGAAUCGAGCCUCUAUCCAAAAUCGGUUUUAUUCACGAUAUAGUUCAUUAUUGAAGCAUGUUUUAAUUCCACACUGCAUCACGAUAUCCUCUAGUAGUCAAAAAUACCCAUAAUGCACUGAAUUGCUGUUUGAUUCAUAUGCAUGCACAUUCACGGAGAGAGAACCAGCAAGAUAAAAUGUUAACAUCCAACUUUGUUAUACUUUUUUUUUUUUUUCUUCUCUCACUCUUUUAGCAACUUUAAGAGUCGACUCUUUCUGCUCCCAAAUGGCUCAUUGGCAAUUUUUCCCCAAACUGAACAAAGUUUGCGAUAUUUUGAUCCUUGAUUGUCUUUGCCUGAAAACUCUACCUUAAUUUUAUAGUUAAGAAAAUAACAUUACUUAUUACAGAAAAACAUAUUUAAAUUGACUAUAAUUGUUCAGAUAAAUCAGCAAAGCACUGCAAAUAUGCGUAUGAUAAAGAUUCAUUUUAAUUCCUAUAAUCUUCCCUUAUACACCGAUGCUGAAAAGAGGUUUCCAUGGAAACAUUCUGAUCUCACACGCGUACCUUUGAUUACAUGCACACAUGCGAGUCAGUCAAUGUUCACCGAAAAGAGAUGACUCAGUGAGUCGACUCGUUGACAAACGAUACGUCAUUAUUAUAAAUGUAAGGAGCGGAUUUCUGUAGUCACGUGUUCGGUCCACCAGCAGCAUCUUUACAUUGGUUUGUUUCAGGGCGUGCUUAUGCGAGUGUUGAACGAACCCAUGUAACGUAGCGUACAGCACAACGUCGUUUAAUCUUCUGUUUAAAUUCUGUCAGCAGAGGAUUUGAGAUGCCUCAGAAGAUGAGAGACCUCAAAAAUGUGGAUUGUCUGGGGGUCCUAAAGACCAAUUUGGGAAACCAUGCUUUAACUAGUGUAAAUAGCAGAAUGACGUCAUUGGAAGAGUACUGCGAAUAAAUUUGUGUGUUAACCCUACACUUCUGAUUAAGAUCAAAUUUGAAAACUCGCAGAUUAUUGUACUCUCUUCAGAGAACGGCUAAAAGCAAAGGUAUUUUAAUUUUCAAUUCAAAGUAAACUAGGGCAUAUUCAUACUGUCGCUCAUAAUACUGCUUAUUGCAUGUUUUGCUUGUUUUUGCUCAAUUUCAUGAAGGUUGGCAAUAAGUAUACUUUUAUCCAUUCUUUUCGUAUUCACAUCAAACCUGUUGCAUUGCAAGUUAACCCCCCCAAAUAUUUCCCGAAAUUUAACAGUUCUAUUCAAGUACGAUAUUUGUUCAGUGGAUUAUUUAUUGGUGGUCUUGUUUUUACCAUUCAGCCUCGCGUGUCUUGAUUAUAAAAAUUUUCAGGUUUGACCUGUAGCAGGCUUUGCCUUAAUUAGUAUUUCAUCUCAUCCAAGUUCAGAUAUAAUCAGUUGAGCAUGUGUUCGUGUUAGGGAUAUUUAUAUUUACCAUCAUUUCCAUUUACUGUCUUACAGCUCUGAGGCCUUUUCUCAAAGACAGAUUUUUAAAAAACUGUUACUUGCCUUUCAGCGGACCAGCUCUGUUGUGCUGUGCGACAGAUUGUGGUUUUUACUGGCUGCCAAAGACUGUAUGUUCAUGCCUGACUACGCUUUGAAAUAAAAAUAUAUUGGGACGGUUUUCCAGACACGACUCGAUUCAGUGCUUGGAUGUAGGAAAGCAUGGUUGGGUUAGGUGUUAUUUUGUCUGGAUGAUCAUCUCAGGUUGAUUUCAUGUUGUUAGAGACACUUUUAGCAAACUAGGACGUAGUAGAGGUUUACGUGAAUUGUAACGGAAUACUUUCAAACUCUUGAUUGUGCGUGUAUGAAAACGCAGACGCAAUUCUGAAAUGCACAACAUAAUAAAAAAACAAAACAGCU
Molecule: messenger RNA, 3435 nt
Organism: Ictalurus punctatus (channel catfish)
Lineage: Eukaryota; Metazoa; Chordata; Actinopteri; Siluriformes; Ictaluridae
Gene: cltb
Product: clathrin, light chain B
Exons: 6
Coding region: 286-957 (223 amino acids)
Biological process (GO): clathrin-dependent endocytosis; intracellular protein transport; clathrin coat assembly
Cellular component (GO): clathrin coat of trans-Golgi network vesicle; postsynaptic endocytic zone cytoplasmic component; clathrin coat of coated pit
Molecular function (GO): clathrin heavy chain binding; structural molecule activity
Source: RefSeq, a predicted model, not a curated record